Messenger RNA from Morus notabilis, 648 nucleotides. RefSeq lists its product as uncharacterized. The coding region runs from base 1 to 648 and encodes 215 amino acids. Lineage: Eukaryota; Viridiplantae; Streptophyta; Magnoliopsida; Rosales; Moraceae. The transcript is spliced from 2 exons. Gene Ontology annotation, molecular function: zinc ion binding. The record is from RefSeq and is a predicted model, not a curated record.
AUGACGACUAAUAUCUCUGAGUCGUUGAAUAAUGUCUUAGUGAAUGCUAGGGAGUAUCCUAUUGAAGCUUUAAUUGAGCAUUUCAAAUCCUUCUUGCAAAGAUGGUUUUAUGAGGGUCGAAAUAAGGCGGAUCAGACUUUUACAUACUUGAGUAAACAUGCAACUAAAUGCCUUCGUGAUAGGGAAAAGAUUGCACGUUGCUUAUCUGUUCAACCCAUUGAUAUCAAUAAGUAUUAUGUUGUUGAUGGUUUAAUUGGUGAGAUGGUUGACUUGAUGGCAAGAACAUGUAGUUGUCUUGUUUGGCAAGCUGAUGAAUUUCCAUGUCCACGCGCUAUUACAUCGAUUUGGAAAAGAAAUCUUGAUCCAGCACAUUUUACUUCAUACUAUUACACCAACAAUGCAUUCAAAGCAACAUAUGAUGCUGCAAUCUAUCCUAUUACUAAUAGAUCAAAGUGGCAAAUUUCAGAGGGCAGUGAGGUGGAGGUUGUUCUUCCUCCUGAGUUUAAACGUGGUGCUGGGAGGCCAAAGAAGCAAAGAAUUCUUUCUAGUGGAGAACGAGAGAAGCAAUCUGUGAAGUGUAGUCGAUGUAAGCGAGUUGGCCACAAUAGGAGGACUUGUUCAAACCCCACAUUUGUUGAUAUGAACUGA